AUGACAUUUGCAUGUGACUCUUAUUUUUCAAUGUUGGUUGAACGAGCCGUAGCACUGUGGAAGCGCCACCGCUACGAGUCCUAUGGUCCUAAACUGGGAAUAAUUUCAGCUCUGAUUUCGAUAAUAGCAUCGUUAGCUGCAAUGACGUGGGCGGUUCAGGAUGAAGACUUCAAAUCCCAUUCCUUUUAUUGUUCCGCGAUUACCGUGAAAACAGUCGACCGAAUAGCGCACCUGUCCUAUGCGCUUUGUGUAAUAGACGUGGUAACCCUUGUCGGGAUUGUCUCCUUGAAUAUCAUCAAUAGCUAUGCAAUGAAGUGGUUCAGAAAGUCACACAGCCUACAGUCAUAUCAGUUACGUGAAAAUGCUAACGUUAUUCGAGUGAUGCUGCCACUGACCAUUUUCCAAACAAUGUGCUAUUUAUUGUUCACGAUUGGAAGCCCUCUAAUUAUCUCACUUCGUACUCACAUGUCAUUGGUCACAUUCCAAACGCUCCUCACCUCGGCUUAUGUGAGUGAUUAA
This is a messenger RNA of Cooperia oncophora, 519 nucleotides long. NCBI's taxonomy places the organism in Eukaryota, Metazoa, Nematoda, Chromadorea, Rhabditida, Trichostrongylidae. The record is from the annotation of a GenBank genome assembly.